CAUUUCUCCGCGUCCCCACCGCCGAAACCACCCACCCUCAUGUUCGCGCGUGCCUUCGCGCGCGUGUACCCGCGGAGAGAAUUCAUUAUGUAACGCGUUCGCAAGCACAUCCCCGCACGGCCGAGUGUGAGGUCGCUUUAAGAGCUAUCUCAGCUGCUGUCAGAGAAUCCGCGCAGGUUUGUGUUUUCUCCUCCAACACAAACUGCUGUGUCUCACUUGACGUGAGGCAGCGCGCGCCAAGUCCCAGAGGAAGCACCGUUCAGGAGCUGUGGUAGAGCAGACAUCUCCUCCACCUGUCCGGAGCUGAGAGGGUGCACCACAUCUGUGCUGAGGAUCCAAGGAAAGCUGCAGAGCGCGCACUGACCACUCUCACAUGUGGUCUUCCCGCCACAAAAUGGUGACUGCUGUGUCGUCUUUCCCACGCCGAGGAUGAAGGAAAACUGUGAAAACGGCAAAUACUCGUUUUAUGAAGUAAACGACAUAAUAUUUUAAUUCGCUUUUUGUGAACCAAGGGAAAACCCAUUAUGGAGCUGGAGCACAACACUAAUCACAACCAAGCCUUGUGGAAAGAGAUACCGUGGGACUUCACAGAGGACUGCUCGCUCUCAGUGAGUGGCACCACUUUCCUCAUCAUCGCUUACAGCACCGUCAUGGCCGUGGGUCUCAUCGGGAACUCGUGCCUGGUGUUUGUCAUCACGCGGCACAAGGAGAUGCAAAACGUGACCAACAUCUUGAUCGUCAACCUGUCCUGCUCCGACAUCCUCAUGUGCAUCUUCUGCCUGCCGGUCACCAUCAUCUACACUCUGAUGGACCACUGGAUCUUAGGCGAGGCCCUGUGUAAGCUCACACCCUUCAUCCAGUGCAUCUCGGUCACCGUUUCCAUCUUUACCCUCAUUCUUAUCGCCAUGGAGCGCUAUCAGCUCAUUGUCCACCCGACCGGAUGGAAGCCCGUGGUCAGCCAGUCCUAUCUGGCUGUGGCUGUCACCUGGUUCGUGGCUUGCCUUAUCUCAGUGCCUUUCCUGUCAUACAGUGUGCUCACCCUGCCUUUCCAGAACCUAAGCGUCCCUUUCCUCGUCAGCGAUCACCUUGUUUGUAUGGAGCAGUGGCCGUCGCUUCAGGAGCGGAGAACCUACACCACCUCCCUGCUCGUCUUCCAGUACUUCCUCCCGCUCGUCCUCAUCAUGGUCUGCUACCUACACAUCUACCUGCGCCUCAGGAGGAGGAAGGACAUGGUGGAGCGCGGCAGGAACGCCACUCAAAAGAAAAACAAGGGCUCCACGCGGAUCAACGCCAUGUUGUUUUCCUUAGUGGUGGCGUUCACCGUCUCCUGGCUCCCGCUCAACGUCUUCAACACCGUGUUUGACUGGAACCACGAGGCCAUCCCGUCCUGCAGUCACAACACCAUCUUCUCCUUCUGCCACCUCAUCGCCAUGGCCUCCACCUGCAUCAACCCCAUCGUCUACGGCUUCCUCAACAGCAAUUUCCAGAAGCACCUCAAGUCCACGCUGUUGCACUGCCGCUGCUGGCCGGCGGCAGAGAGAUACGAGAGCAUCCCGCUCUCCACCGUCAGCACGGAAGUCACCAAGGCGUCAAUCCUGAGCAACGGAUCCAUCACCAUCAAUUCUUAAUCCCAGGCCUUUUUAAUAAAAGACAAAGACACGACCCGGGGGGGGGGGGCCUCUGCAGCUCUCACUGUGUCAUCCAAGCAAGGCUGACAUUUUUUGCAAAGAUACAAACCUCACGACAGCGGUCCAGUGAGAGCAGACUGAAGACGCCGCGUGCCAUCGACGUGGCACCGAGCCCGCAAUUCAAAAUUAACGAGCAGGCAGAUAACAACGCGAUGGUGCAAAGGUUGUCGAGCGACUGCAGACACUUAGCGUGACUCUCGUCCGUCCCGCUCCCAGUGUGCUGUUGGACUGAAGAAUCAGCAUUUAAUCUGUUAUACAAAUUUCACCUGUUUUUUUUCUUCCCGAGUACCGAGAUCUCCUGAUAAAACCACCGUGUACCGACAAAGACGAAGCGUUGUCACCGUUGUUGUUGUAUGCUUACAUAUUGAUUACAAGAUAUUUAAAUGAUCGUGGAACUGUGAUGUUUUAGAGAUUAUCACCGUAGUAGCUCAUCACGCGAGCACAUUAGUGCACUAAACGCUUCAGCCUUUCAUUUAGCUGAAUUUACCAGCAUCGAUUAUUAUCUAAAAUCACCACAAACUAUAUAAUAAUUUCAUAAAAACCAUCGGAAAGAGCCACAUUUCCCUCUUCCAUGGUCCGUGUUCCAGUAUAUUGUGUGUGGGGUGGGUUUUUUUUUUUCCCUCAUGACAUUUUCCAUGCGACAAACUUUUACUCUAUAUCAAGUGCCAUAAAACGACGACAACAAAAUUGCCAGUGGAGGCUUCAUUUUACUGUAUAUAUAUAUAUAUAUAUAACGUCACUAAAUACAUGUAUGGCCUGUAAAAGAUGUGUCACAGUCAUAGUUUAUGGUGUUUUUGGCAAUAAAGAGCAACUGCGAAGCGUCGCAGAUACAUUUCCUACCAAACUUGUUGUUUGUCACUUCUGAACUGAAAUAAAAAUAUU
Molecule: messenger RNA, 2570 nt
Organism: Solea solea (common sole)
Lineage: Eukaryota; Metazoa; Chordata; Actinopteri; Pleuronectiformes; Soleidae
Gene: npy8br
Product: neuropeptide Y receptor Y8b
Exons: 3
Coding region: 525-1628 (367 amino acids)
Biological process (GO): G protein-coupled receptor signaling pathway
Cellular component (GO): neuron projection; plasma membrane
Molecular function (GO): neuropeptide binding; neuropeptide Y receptor activity
Source: RefSeq, a predicted model, not a curated record